Cuscuta europaea is the source of this 447-nucleotide messenger RNA. Lineage: Eukaryota; Viridiplantae; Streptophyta; Magnoliopsida; Solanales; Convolvulaceae. The record is from the annotation of a GenBank genome assembly.
AUCAGGUACCGUGGGAUUAACGACCCUCUGUUAGUAUCAUUAUCGUGGGGCCCUUCUUCCUAUGCAAAGGUUUGGCAUUCAUAUGUGAUAAACGGUUAUACGUAUCACACAGUUGAAUAUGGAGAAGGUCGACCAACAAUGAACAGCGGGUUAUGUGUCCCGACCAUCGGUUCUGAUAACUCGGAAACCAAUUUUUUUGGUUUCUUGCAUGAGAUUCUCGAACUUCAAAUGCCUUCUGGUUUGCAAGAAUUAACAUGCGUGUUGUUUCGCUGCACAUGGGUCGACCCUACACGUGGUGUGAGAAAAAAAUUCAAAGUAUAAUAUAAUUGACGUCAACCACUCUCGUGUGUAUCAGAAAAAUGAGCCAUUUAUACUCGCUCAACAAGCAGCCCAGGUUUAUUAUGCAGAGUAUCCUUCAACGAGGCGCACACGGAAUCCUUGGGUGUG